This is a messenger RNA of Microtus oregoni (creeping vole), 2221 nucleotides long. RefSeq names its product ribosome biogenesis protein WDR12. NCBI's taxonomy places the organism in Eukaryota, Metazoa, Chordata, Mammalia, Rodentia, Cricetidae. Gene Ontology annotation, cellular component: PeBoW complex; preribosome, large subunit precursor. Gene Ontology annotation, biological process: ribosome biogenesis; maturation of 5.8S rRNA from tricistronic rRNA transcript (SSU-rRNA, 5.8S rRNA, LSU-rRNA); maturation of LSU-rRNA from tricistronic rRNA transcript (SSU-rRNA, 5.8S rRNA, LSU-rRNA). The transcript is spliced from 14 exons. Gene Ontology annotation, molecular function: protein binding. The record is from RefSeq and is a predicted model, not a curated record. The coding region runs from base 505 to 1776 and encodes 423 amino acids.
AUGGGAGGAGGCGGAGGCAGGAGGAAGAAGGGGAGGUCGGGAGGGAGUGUCCGGUCCGUGGGCGCAGACAGCUCUGCCAGACCUCCCGCUCCCCCAAGCCUGCCGCCGCAGUGAGCCCCGCAACGCGAGAGGGGAGUCCGCCGGAGCAGAAGGGAGAAAAUUCAAAACGAGUUUACUCAACCUCGUCUUGGCUCCGAGGCCCUGCCAUGGAGACCAGCGCACUGCGCACGCGCUCCCCUCCGGGAGGCGCAAUUCAGGCCCUUAAGGUUGGGCCCUUCUCGGCCACCGUCGCCCCGGUCCCUUCCGAGUCGUUUUCCUGCCCAGCACUUCCGCUCUGCAGCCUGAGGUAGUUGAUGUGUGCGGGCUGGGCGCCUGCGCAACGAGAACCUCGUGGUAUGGUCUGAGGAAGCUGAAGGUAGCAGAUCCUACCUUCCAAGGCUCUUGCCGCGUGCUGACUGUCAACGCACAGAUCUUUGUGGAGGAGUCUCGUGUGCACUUUCCGCCAUGGCACAACUCCAGGCACGGUUCUACACCGAGAACAAGAACUAUGCCGUAGAUGAUGUUCCUUUCUCAAUCCCCGCUGCCUCUGAAGUUGCUGACCUUAGUAACAUCAUCAAUAAAUUGCUGGGGACCAAAAAUGAGCUCCACAAACAUGUCGAGUUCGAUUUCCUUAUCAAGGGCCAGUUUCUUCGAAUGCCCUUGGUCAAACACAUGGAACUGGAAAAUAUUUCAUCGGAAGAGGUUGUGGAACUAGAAUAUGUGGAAAAAUACACCGCACCCCAGCCAGAGCAGUGUAUGUUCCAUGAUGACUGGAUCAGCUCGAUUGAAGGGACAGAAGAAUGGAUCCUGUCUGGUUCUUAUGAUAAGACCUCUCGGAUCUGGUCCUUGGAAGGAAAGUCAAUAAUGACAAUUGCGGGACAUACAGAUGUUGUGAAAGAUGUGGCUUGGGUGAAAAAAGACAGUUUGUCCUGCUUGCUACUGAGUGCCUCAAUGGAUCAGACGGUUCUCUUAUGGGAAUGGAAUGUGGAGAAGAACAAAGUGAAAGCCCUACACUGCUGCAGAGGUCAUGCUGGGAGUGUGGACUCCAUAGCAGUCAACAGCUCAGGAACUAAAUUUUGCAGUGGCUCCUGGGAUAAGAUGCUAAAGAUCUGGUCUACAGUUCCUACAGAUGAAGAAGAUGAAAUAGAAGAAUCCACAAAUCGGCCAAGAAAAAAGCAGAAAACAGAGCAAUUGGGGCUAACAAGGACUCCCUUGGUGACCCUCUCUGGCCACACUGAAGCAGUUUCCUCGGUGCUUUGGUCCGAUACUGAAGAAAUCUGCAGUGCAUCUUGGGAUCACACAAUUAGAGUGUGGGAUGUUGAGUCUGGUGGCCUUAAGUCAACUUUGACAGGAAAUAAAGUGUUUAAUUGUAUUUCCUAUUCUCCCCUCUGUAAACGUUUGGCCUCUGGAAGCACAGAUAGGCAUAUUAGACUGUGGGAUCCCCGAACUAAAGAUGGUUCUUUGGUGUCGCUGUCCCUCACCUCACAUACAGGCUGGGUAACAUCAGUGAAGUGGUCUCCUACCCAUGAACAGCAGCUGAUUUCAGGCUCUCUAGAUAACAUUGUCAAGCUGUGGGACACAAGAAGUUGUAAGGCUCCUCUCUAUGAUCUAGCUGCUCAUGAAGACAAAGUUCUAAGUGUGGACUGGACAGACACAGGGCUACUUCUGAGUGGAGGAGCAGACAACAAAUUGUAUUCCUACAGAUACUCACCUACUACUUCCCAUGUAGGGGCUUGAACAGGAAGGAUUGUUCACAAACAUUGUUGGGUUUUGUUUUGUCUUCCGUGUCUUACCGUUGUGUCAUAGACUGUGAAUGAAAUUGGAGAGGACUGGGGAUAUAGCUCAGCCCUGAGUCCUGUCUCUAACACGUGGAAAGAAAGUCGGUGUGGUAGGGCAUUCCUGUAAUCCCAGGACCUGGGAGGUUAGCAGCAAGAGAAUCAGAAGUUCAAGGUCAUCCACACCCCACUGUAUAGUGAACUAAUCUUAGGCAGCCAGAAUUGCAUGAGUGUCUCAAAGAGAAAGAAGUCAGUGGCUAGUCCUCCAAUACCACUGUCAAUGCAGAGAUAGGAAGCAGCCCUUUAAUAUGUGUAUAAUGGUUCAUCUUUCAUAAUAGCUGCAUUUUACUCUUUGUCUUUCCUUUUUAUAAAACACAAUAAAUGUGUGGUCUGAAUUGUUUACCCUA